UCCCCAUAAAUUACCCCAUUCUCUCUCUCCUCCCCACAUCUCUCUCUCUGAGUCUCCUCCAAUGGCCUCCUCCAAGUCCACUUUACUAAUCACCACCUCCUUCCUCCUCUUCUUCUUCUCCUCCACCACCACCACCACCAUUCGAUUAAGCUCCGCCCAAGUACCCAGAAACAAUCUCGACCCAAGUCAAUCCGACUCCGACUGCACUGGUCGUUGGAUCCACAUCCGACGUCUCCCGCCGGCUUUCAACCUCGAUCUCCUCUCCAACUGCUCCGGCUACCCUCUGUUCGACGACUUCUGCCCUUACUUGGCCAACCAUGGCCUGGGCCAGAAAACCCAUAAUCUUUCUCACAGCUGGUACCGAACCGACCCCUUGAUGCUCGAGCUUAUUUUCCACCGUCGGAUGCUCGAAUACCCAUGUCUCACCUCAGAUCCCCAAUCCGCCGACGCCAUCUACCUCCCCUACUACGCCGGCAUCGACGCCCUCCGCUACCUCUACGGCCCCGAUUACAAUUCCAGCUCCGAGCAGGGCCUCAAUUUGUUCGAAUUUUUGACCCGGGACGACCCGGAAUUGUGGAAUCGGAAUAUGGGUCACGAUCACUUCUUGGUUUUGGCCCGACCCGCUCUGGAUUUCUCUCAGCCGCUGAGGAACGAUCCGCGGCUGUGGGGAACUUCGCUGCUCGAAUUGCCGCAGUUCUUCAAUGUCACCGCUCUGACGGUGGAGGCGCGUGCCUGGCCGUGGCAGGAGCACGCUGUGCCUUAUCCGUCGUCAUUUCACCCGCCCAAUUUGUCUUUAUUAGAGGCGUGGGUGCAGCGGGCGAGGCGGUCCCGGAGGACAACGCUUAUGAUGUUCGCCGGCGGUGGCGGUGUCGGAAACAAUCCGAACAUUAGGAAGAGUAUUAGGAACGAGUGUGAAAACAACACCAUAGAAAACAAUGUGACGUCAAACAACAACAAUUUGGGGAUGUUUGGAAGUGGGGUUGCCGAGUACACAAAGCCUUGUGACUUUGUGGAUUGCUCGAAUGGUAUAUGUGAGCAUGACCCAAUUAGGUUCAUGAGGCCAAUGUUGCAAGCUAAUUUUUGCUUGCAACCGCCGGGCGACACCCCGACAAGGCGGUCCACGUUCGACAGCAUUGUGGCCGGCUGCAUCCCCGUAUUCUUCGAGUCCUCGUCCGCCAAAGUGCAGUACGGGUGGCACUUGCCGGAGGAUCAGUACGGGGAUUUCUCGGUGUUUAUACCCAAGGAGGAUGUGGUGUUCAAGGAGACUAGGGUUUUGGAUGUGCUUAGGAGCAUUCCUAGGGCUAAAGUGAGGAGGAUGAGGGAGAGAGUGUUGGAGAUGAUACCAAGAGUUAUGUAUAGAAGGCAUGGAAGCUCAAUGGGAUUGAGAGCCAAGAAAGAUGCUUUUGAUCUUGCAAUUGAGGGUGCUUUGAAGAAGAUUAAAUCUAGGGUUCAAGUUCAACCUAGAGGUCAAGCUUUUGCUCAAUGACCUACUUUAAUUUUUCUUUUCUUGGCAUUUAAGUUACUGUAAUUAUUAAUUACGUUGAACUUGUAUUUAGCUAUUUAUCAAUGUGCUCCGCCGUCUGUACCCAAGUUUAGAUUUUUAUUUUCGUGGUUUAGAUUUAUGUUAUGUAAUUAUCUUAUCACUUGUAAAAAACAAAAAUUUAGAAAAAUUAUCAUUUCAAACA
This is a messenger RNA of Pyrus x bretschneideri (Chinese white pear), 1685 nucleotides long. Its product is annotated as probable xyloglucan galactosyltransferase GT19. Lineage: Eukaryota; Viridiplantae; Streptophyta; Magnoliopsida; Rosales; Rosaceae. The transcript has a single exon. The coding region runs from base 62 to 1486 and encodes 474 amino acids. The record is from RefSeq and is a predicted model, not a curated record. Gene Ontology annotation, molecular function: glycosyltransferase activity.